AUGCUAUCUAGAUUGUGUGCAUAGAAAUUUACUACAUAAAUACAUGGAGUUCCGAUAAAAUGUAUUUAUUUGAUCAAAUGAUAUAGUGUUGGAAGCAAUGAAGUUUGACAUCCCAAAAGUGUCAGAGGAACGAUACAAAAAUAUAAGAACUCUUACUUGCUAUCUAUAGGAUCGAUUACAUGACAGUUAAUUGAUGGAGUUUGUUAGAGAUGUUGAGUUAAUAAAAGAGAAAGUAUUAAUGUAUUUUAAUUGUUGCUAGGUGCAUACUAACACUCUACAAUUGAAAUCUAGUAUUUUCAGACUUUUUAAUCAAUGUAUUAUUAUAAUGUUAUUGCAGAUCAAGUAUUAGAUCUUGUACCUCUGGCUUUGAGAAUCGACUUGUAAGAAUUGCAACCGGAGCAUUUUUAUGAUGAUUUUGACAGAAUUGAAACAGAGAUCAAAAGUGAAUAUAAUUGUUUUGUUCAGAAUAGAGCGAGUCUAUUUUAACCAUAGAAUAAAAGCCUAACUGACUUUAUUCAAUAUAAACGUAAAUACCAUAGAUUGAGAAUCGAAGAAGAUGAGAGAGUGCCUGCUUUCACAUAACUAAUGGAUGAUGGUUUGAUAAACACUUUAUUGCCAAAAUAAGAAUUGGAGUCGUAUGAUACAAAUAGCAAAGAGGAUUUUAAGAAUCAAUUGGUAGUGGCCAGAAAUUCUAGAUUGAUGAACAAACAUAUUAAGUAGAAAGAUGAGAGUGAACUCAGAACUCCUUUGUAAUUAAGACAGGUUGAAAGUCUUGAAGAAAUUAAGGAAACCAAUUAAGUUUGCUUUUAUAAUUUACCAUACAUAUUGGAUGAGAAAUUUAAAUAGGGGUGCAGAGAAUACUUUGAGUAAAGAUUUGGUGAAAUAGAAUCUAUCGAAUAUUUUGAGUAUUCUAACUUCAAAAAGCAAAUUGAUCAAAUAACUACAGGUAAUAAGCAAAAUGAGAACAAGGAUCUCUAUUAAAGCUUGGAUCAAUUGAGUUCCACAAAGAAACUAUUGGAGAGAGUAAAAGUAAAUAAGAAUAAAAAAUUAUAUAAAUCGUAUGCAGUGAUCAACUUCAAAAACAAAGAAUCUAAAUUAAAUGCCCUUUAUUAAGACUUGAGAAUAUUUGGCAUUAAAUUUAACGACUUAUAAUUAAGGAUUGACGAUGCAGACCAUAAAAAACUACUUUAUGUAAAUAAUUUAUCAAAAUUUUCUAAUGUCAAAUACUUGGUAGAAUUUCUGAACAUGCAUUUGGGUAUUCAAUUUGAACCACUUGAUGAAAGAAUACAAUUAUAGAAUAAUGUUGUUUGUUUAAUCUUAAAAGACUUUAAAGAAACCCAAAUAGCCUUUGAUAAGUUGAACAACUUAACAUUUUCAGUAUAUUUAUUAACUAUACUUAGAGAUUUAAAAUGAAUGUAUUUCACUAUCCUGACGGUUUGAAGUACAUGGGCAAUAAAAUAGCAGAGCACUUCAAUAGUAAUAUAGCUCUUCUGAUUUUGGAGUAGAACUUAUCUAAAUUAAAAUUUGAAAUGGAUUAAAAUUGGAAGGAGGUUAAAUUUGAAAUAGAAUCAAGAGAUAUAGUUACUAAAGAGCCUUAAUACCCUAUUAGUUAAGAAAUCCACUCAACAGAUAUGCAAUAAUGCAUAAUCGAGAUGAUUGAGGAUUCUUAUCAAGAAGAGGAAUUUCAAUUAGAGCUCUUUGGCUUGGUUUGGGAUGAAGAAGCUCAAUACUGA
This is a messenger RNA of Paramecium octaurelia, 1733 nucleotides long. The record is from the annotation of a GenBank genome assembly. Lineage: Eukaryota; Ciliophora; Oligohymenophorea; Peniculida; Parameciidae.